AUGCCAAGAAUAAACCGUGCUUUAAGACAAUCAUACUUCUAUUGCAUAAAAAUCAAAGGUGACGUCCCACAUGAAGAACCUGUGAAAUCGGAGUCGCCACUAUUCGAACCUCGAAGGGAGCAGCCCAUUGAUAUCAUACCUUAUGCUCCAUAUCUGCAAAAACGUCCAAAAACUCGUCAAAUUUCACGUCAUAGUACUCGACGAAUAAGUUGGAGUAGAAAAGAAGAUCGAGUACUCGAAAUUUCGCCGAGAAGUGCGUCGGAGCCAAAAUUAAUAAUCCCUUCAUCCUCUCCAAAAAUUCCAAAGAGGAAACCCGUGCAGAAGGAGAACCGCUAUGAUUAUCAAAAAAAGGUACAAGCAGCGAACAAGAAAACUUCGAAUCUUCGCAAAGUGAAAUCGGAGACGCAUCUGUACAAUAUGCAUAAAGAGCCACUCAUGAAGCAAACCACAGCUGCUCCGAGGCCUUUGACUAGAUCAUCAUCAAUUGGUUCAAUGCUCGAGCAAAGACCGCCUAGUGGGAUUUCAAAUUCUUCAUUCAGCAGAGUUAAAAUAAAAAACACACUUUCAAAACGUUUUACAAUUGAUACGUCACGCGCGAAAUCUAAUCAACCAGUAGUAUCUUUAUGUGCCAGGAAAAUUGGUAUUGUUGAGUACCCAAAUGGUGCCGAGGACAAUCGUCCGUGUGACGUGUAUUGGCACAAUGUAGUCUACAACGAUAUGAACAAAAUCAUAACAUCACCCCAUUCAAAAGUGAACAAGUUCCCAGGAAUGACUGAGCUUGCGCGGAAAAUAUCUCUAACACAUUCAAUAGCAUCUAUGCAAAAAUUAUUUCCGGAUGAAUACGAAUUCUAUCCAAAGUCGUGGUUUCUUCCAGCACAUAUGGAUGAUUUCUAUGCAUAUUAUCAUGGAAGAAUACGGGCAAAUAAAAGUGAAAUGUGGUUCAUUGUUAAACCAGAUGAGGGAGCUCAAGGAACGGGCAUUUAUCUCAUUAAUAAUCCCGAUCAGAUUCGCAAUAUAAAUGUGAAACAGCUUGUGCAGGAAUACAUUGCGAAUCCAAUGUUAAUGGGUGAUCAGCUAAAGUUUGAUUUUAGAGUUUAUGGAGUUAUCAAAAGUAUUAAUCCAUUAUCGAUAUAUGUGGCAAGAGAAGGAAUGGCUCGAUUCUGUACUGAAAAAUACGAAAAACCAGAUUCGUCUAAUUUCAAAAAUUUAUACGCACAUUUAACAAAUUAUUCACUUAAUAAGGCAAACAACUCAUACGUUCAUAGCAACACCCUACAGGAUCAAGUCAAAGGUAGCAAAAGAUUGUUGUCAACAGUAUUCCACCAGCUUGAAUCAAGAGGUGUCAAAACAAAAAAGUUGUGGCACGACAUUAAGCUAAUAUUAGUGAAGACGACAUUGGCAAUGCUGCCUGAAAUAAUGCUUCAUUAUGAGCAUCACUUUUUCGAUUCUGUUGGUCCCCAAUGCUUCCAGAUUAUGGGAUUUGACGUAAUGAUUCGAGCCGAUGGGAAGCCAAUCCUAUUAGAGGUCAACGCCGCACCAUCCCUCACAGCGGACCAUAUGGUCCCUUUUCCAGGAAAAACUUUAUCCGAUGGCGGCCAACGUGUCAGAAGCGUUGUUGACGAGGUUAUCAAAGUUCCUUUGGUACGUGACACACUACUAUUAGUUCUUGGACUUUUAGAUGAGGAAUAUUCUGAAAAAAGUGUUGAAACUAAGUCGAUGGAUGAUUUUCAUACUAUUGCAAGUAAAAGAAAGCCUCAUUUAAGCGAAAUUUUCCCUACUCGUUAUGGAGCACAUAGCGGACAUUUACUGUUCCUGGACAAGGCGAUGUAUAUUUAUAUGCAAUUUGUGCAGCUUAAAAAUAAUGUAAAUAUCACAAAUGCUGGUAUGAAACAAUUUGUGAGGAAAUGCAAUUUGAUAGACAUUAUUCCAAUCCAAGAGGUCGAUUCUAAAAUUGCCGAGAUAGAUUACUAUUUUACUGGUGAUAAGCAGACUAGCUCCAAUGGUCUGCCCUUUCAUGCAUUCUUGAUGUUUUUAUUCUAUGUUGCCGAUCGAAAGUUUAAACUUGAAACGGACACAUUAUCCAAAGUUCAACGGUUACUCUCCUUCUGUGACAUGAGCUUAAGACAUUAUGGCGUGCGAUCGGCGAGAUUAAGACGAGCUGAAAUUGAUUCUUCAAAAAAUGGCGCUGGGAAUAUCGAAAUAUACAUGCUGCCAAAUCGAAUUCACCAAAAGACACGUAAUUCAAAGCCGAACAGGAAGCCGUUCAGCAUAGAUGCGAACAACAAUCCGAAUCAUCUCCCCAGGAUUUCUGAGAAACCUUGA
Caenorhabditis bovis is the source of this 2322-nucleotide messenger RNA. The record is from the annotation of a GenBank genome assembly. Lineage: Eukaryota; Metazoa; Nematoda; Chromadorea; Rhabditida; Rhabditidae.